AUGGCCGCACCGCUGGACAUUGAGCUCCAGCAGCACCAGCCACGGAGUGGCGACUCACCACAGCCACGCCCUGGGGAAUUUUCCAACGUCGCUACUGCGCGAAAAUCACUAGAAAUCGACAAUUCUCGCGACCAAAUAAGCCCUGUGAUGCCCUCGCCCAUCAUGUCGGCAACAGACAAGGAAGCCGAGGCAUGGCCAAUGAAACCAUCACCUACUGUUGAAGCCAGAGGGACCACCGACCCGGGUCAGCCCAACUGGCCUCAGCUUCCAAACCGGGGGAAGGCCGCAAGAUCACCAAGCCAUCUAUCCGAGGUCCUCAAACACUGGUUUCUUGAGAUUGUCACCAUCAUCGUCGCGGUCCUUCUCAUGGCCGCGAUCAUCAUCCUCCUGGCAUACUAUGACAAGAAAACCAUGCCGGAAUGGCCAUUCGACAUCAACCUUAGCGCUGCAAUCAACUUGCUGUCCACCUUUCUGCGAGCGGCCAUGCUAGCAGCCGUUGCUGAGAUUGUUGGUCAGAUCAAGUGGACAUGGUUCACGGAACGGACACGGCCCCUUCACCACUUGCAGGAUUUUGACUCUGCCUCACGAUCCGUGCUCGGAAGUCUCCGGCUGCUGGCAGUGGUGAUAUGGAACUUUGGGUUUACCUCCGCUGGACUUCUGGGGAUUGGUGCCGCACUGGUUACUAUUGCAAGUUUAGCAGUUGGCCCGUUUACCCAACAAGCACUCAAGACCUCUACGUGCCCAACAUUGGCGCCGAAUGCGAGGGCUGAAAUCCCUGUCGCAAACUAUGUACCCGGAAGGUCAUCCUACUAUCGGGUCGGGGCGGGAAUCUUCCAAGUCGAGACUGAUAUGAAGGGUGCUAUGAUGUCGGGACUGACAAACCCAGACGGCAAGGACAACGAAGUGGAGGUCACUUGUGCCAGCUCGAAUUGCACCUGGCCGGACCACGGUACGGGUACGACCCAUGCAAGUAUAGGGCUUUGCAGUGCAUGCAUCGAUACCACACAGUACGUCAGUGGACCUGACAAGGGAGACAACCUGACUUUACCGGACUACGAAGCCUUCAUAAACUACAAGACAGGCGGAAUGGGAGGGCAGUAUAUGUGGGUGGGCUACAGUAACCUCACUUGGGCAUCCGAGUCCUUUAGUGAAGAUUUCGCCUUGGCGGCCAGCGUGGCAAUCAGUAACUUCAGCAUGCUCGUGGCCACAAGCUCGCCCUGCACCCCAAGAAAAGACUCCAGCUUCUUCGACUGCCCGCACGGAAUCACGCACAACAACGACAAAAUCUAUGAAGGCCUAGGGGAUUACAUAGCCGCUUCCUGUGCGCUUUAUCCGUGUAUGAAGGAAUACAGGGGCACUUACUCGGCCGGAAAAUUCAUCGAGGAGAUUGUCCACACUCAACCAGCGCUACCCAACGAACAGGAGACGAGUGAAUACAGCUUUGCGUCGAACUACACGGCAAUACGCUCCCCUUGCAUCCUCGACGACGGUGACUAUUUCAACGACACAUCUGGGAACACAACACUGGCAUCGCACAUAAUGAAUGCGAGCACUUGGUAUUUGCCAAACAAUAUGUCAGCCGCGCCCCACGUCCCAGGCCGAACCUGGGCAAACAUCACACUCACCAACCAGUUGGACAACACGGCCAGUAACACCAGCGUGCCCAACGCCUGCCUAUACAAGAUGGACGGCAUCUACGCCUCGGCGCUGAGAAGCCAGAUGCGAACCAUCUUCACGGCGGAUUGCACUUACGACAACAUGCAGUCAGGCCACAUCAGCUGCGGCGACUCGUGGUGGCUGGCGCCGCUGUGGAACGAGAUGAACGCCACAUUCGAGUCCCUCGAGGGUGCUAUCGAUGAUUUUGCCACUACAAUCACAAACAAGCUGCGUAUGACGGGCAGUGGGCCGGAUGUCAUGCUUGGGGAUAGGCCCAAAGCGUCCUACACGCUGGGCCUGGUCUACGAGAGCAGCACCUGCACUUACUUUGACCAGCGGUGGGUGUCAUUGCCCAUUAUCCUGGUGCUCAUCUGUGCGGUGCUCCUGCUGUGGAUCAUCGUCAAGAAUUAUACCGACCCGGACCAGCCCGUGUGGAAAGGCUCGGUGCUUCCGCUCAUGUUCUUUGGGCUCCACGGGGCAGGUGGACCGAUGCAGCAGGCGAGGGACGGUCAAGGGCUAGACAGGGCCACAACGUUUGUGAGGAAUAACGGCCGUGCUGCCCCUGAGCUUGGGAAAAUCCAGGACGAGGCAGGCCGUAUGUGGGUGAGAUUCCACGGUGGAAAAGACCCUGGCUUUUUUGACUUGGGCAACGCGAAGAACCACCGAGACGCCGAGGCGGGUCGCAAUGGCAUAUAA
Diaporthe batatas is the source of this 2352-nucleotide messenger RNA. RefSeq lists its product as uncharacterized. The transcript has a single exon. The record is from RefSeq and is a predicted model, not a curated record. NCBI's taxonomy places the organism in Eukaryota, Fungi, Ascomycota, Sordariomycetes, Diaporthales, Diaporthaceae. Bases 1 to 2352 code for a protein of 783 amino acids.